GGUACCCUAUUAGACUCCCACUCUGCGCAUGAACUGGUCACUGCAGGCUAGCAUUUUGAUUUUUUCUUGGUAUGAUCUUUUUUGACUCGAAGUUGUGUGUUUUGUGAAAUUAUAUAUGGAGCUCUCUGAAGCUUGUAUCUCACAAUUCAGAUAUCUAGGCUCUUCCAACAAUUGUAAGCCCUCUUUACUUCCAAGAGCUCGAAGAGUUAUGGCACCUAACCCCAGAGUAAAGGCAGCCUUUAUGGCAAUGAGGGAUAUCGGAAUCAGUGAAGACAAGUUGAAGCCAGUGCUGAAGAAACUCCUGAAAGUAUAUGACAAAAAAUGGGAGCUGAUUGAAGAAGAAAACUAUAGAGUUCUUGCAGAUGCUAUAUUCGAUGAGGAGGAUGAUAAGGUUGAGGUGCAAAAGCGAAAAAGUACUGCAGAUGAGGAUGACUUGGAGGAAGAAGCACAAAUGCAUGAGGUUGAACGCCCGUUAAAAAGACUGAGGUUGAGAAACCAAGAAUCUCAGGGCUUAGCUUCUCCUAGUAAUCAAAACUCUCAAUUAGGUGGAACUUCGUUCCAGCCUGUGGUUGAGCAGCAAGAAAUCCAAUCUUCUUCAGUCCAGCAAAAUAACAUGGACAAGGGAAAACAACCCAUUUCUCCCAUGGCUUUGGCUGUAAUUGAAAGAAACAACCUGUCACUGCUAUCUACUAUUAAAGCUAGUGGAACACGUUCAGUAAUGUCCUCCGAUACUUCUAUCAGAAUUCUCAUAGACAAAGGAAAGGGGCCUCUCUCUCCCCAUUUUAUCGAUAGAAGCUUUAUACAUGAGAGGCCAUGCAACGAACCAAAGGAUGAGACAUAUGGACUAGCAGUGUGGCACCUGGAGAUGAAGCCUUGCUUCUGGGUGGGGGCGGAGAUGUGCUGGCGCGGGUGGUUGGGGCUGACAGUCGCGGGAACUAGCUGGAAAGGAAGUCAGGUCAUCGGAAGUUCCACUGAUGAUGACCGCUACUCUUAAAUUAUAUCCCGAGCUUGAGUUUGUGUGUGAAAAGUGGACGCCUUCGUUCAAGUCGCAUAAGGGAGGAGAUCUUCAGUAAUUGGUCAAUGUAUAUACUCGAGAUUUUUUCUACACAGGAGACUUUCUUAAUCCGGCCACAUAUUGAAGUCCUUUAUCAAGCUGCACAGAGUGGAGCGUUUCUUUGGGUCGUACAUAAGAAAGCUCCAGACGCAUGGAGGAUUUGUGCUGUGAAUUCUGCAUUUGAUUUGAGUUGUUUCUUUACACAGCUUGGUUUUGGGCUUAAUCUAGGUGUGGAAAACACUCUAGUGUAUG
This is a messenger RNA of Rhodamnia argentea, 1306 nucleotides long. RefSeq names its product probable inactive histone-lysine N-methyltransferase SUVR2. The coding region runs from base 116 to 994 and encodes 292 amino acids. The record is from RefSeq and is a predicted model, not a curated record. The transcript is spliced from 5 exons. Lineage: Eukaryota; Viridiplantae; Streptophyta; Magnoliopsida; Myrtales; Myrtaceae.